AUGUUUGCCGCUAUUUCUAAACCAUUAAGAAACAUAGCCAAGAAACAGGUUAGGUUCAACUCGAACAAAGUUACCGGUACUGUUAUCGGUAUCGAUUUGGGUACCACCAACUCGGCCGUUGCCGUGAUGGAAGGUAAGGUUCCUAAGAUUAUUGAGAACGCCGAAGGUUCGAGAACCACACCUUCCAUUGUUGCCUUCACAAAGGAUGGUGAGAGAUUGGUUGGUAUUCCAGCCAAGAGACAGGCUGUUGUCAACCCUGAGAACACCUUGUUUGCCACCAAGAGAUUGAUCGGUAGAAGGUUCGACGAUCCUGAGGUUAAGAGGGACGUGAAGCAGGUCCCUUACAAGAUUGUCAAGCACAGCAACGGUGAUGCUUGGUUGGAGGCAAGAGGAAAACAGUACUCUCCAUCCCAGAUUGGUGGCUUUGUUUUGAACAAAAUGAAGGAGACCGCCGAGGCUUAUUUGGGAAAGCCAGUCAAGAAUGCCGUUGUUACUGUUCCAGCAUACUUCAACGACUCCCAGAGGCAGGCUACUAAAGAUGCCGGUGCUAUUGUGGGACUGUCAGUUGCUAGAGUUGUCAACGAGCCUACUGCAGCAGCUUUGGCUUAUGGUUUAGACAAGGCCGACCAGUCCAAGGUUGUCGCCGUUUUCGACUUGGGUGGUGGUACCUUUGAUAUCUCCAUCUUGGAUAUUGACAACGGUGUCUUCGAGGUCAAAUCUACCAACGGUGACACACACUUGGGUGGAGAGGACUUUGAUAACAGCUUGGUCAACUAUAUUUUGGACAACUUCAAGAAGCAGAGUGGCAUCGAUCUUUCAAAGGACAGAAUGGCCAUUCAGAGAAUCAAGGAGGCUGCAGAGAAAGCUAAGAUUGAGCUUUCCUCCACAGUUACUACAGAGAUCAACUUGCCUUUCAUCACAGCAGAUGCUACUGGUCCAAAGCAUAUCAACUUGAAGUUCACCAGGUCCCAGCUCGAGAAGUUGGUCGAUCCUUUGAUCAAGAGAACCAUCGAGCCUUGCAAGAAGGCUCUGAAGGAUGCUGGCCUUUCAACCUCAGACAUUUCUGAGGUCAUCUUGGUCGGUGGUAUGUCCAGAAUGCCAAAGGUCGUGGAAACCGUCAAGAGUCUCUUCGGUCGUGAUCCUUCCAAGUCCGUCAACCCAGAUGAAGCCGUUGCUAUUGGUGCUGCUAUCCAGGGUGCUGUCUUAUCCGGUGAGGUUAAGGAUGUCUUGUUGUUGGAUGUUACACCAUUAUCUCUCGGUAUCGAGACCUUGGGUGGCGUCUUUACCAGAUUGAUUCCAAGAAACACAACCAUCCCAACAAAGAAGUCUCAAGUCUUCUCCACUGCCGCUGAUGGUCAGACCUCUGUUGAAAUCAGAGUCUUCCAAGGUGAGAGAGAAUUGGUUAGAGACAACAAGUUGAUUGGCAACUUCACCUUGUCCGGUAUUCCACCUGCUCCAAAGGGUGUUCCUCAGAUCGAGGUUACCUUCGAUAUUGAUGCCGAUGGAAUCAUCAACGUUUCUGCUAAGGACAAGGCCUCCGGAAAGGACAAUUCUAUCACUGUCGCUGGCUCUUCUGGCUUGACUGACAGUGAAAUUGAGAAGAUGGUGGACGAUGCCGAGAAGUACAAAGAGGAGGACAAGUCAAGAAAGGAAACUAUCGAGACUGCAAACAAGGCCGACCAGCUCUGUAAUGACACUGAGAAGUCUUUGAAGGAGUUCGGUGACAAGCUUGACAAGGCAGAGGCUGACAAUGUCAGAUCGGCAAUUGCCUCAUUGAGAAGCUUGGUUGUCAAGGUUAACGCUGGCGAAAGCGUUGAUGUUAAGGACAUCAAGACCCAGUUGGACGACUUGCAACAGAAAUCCUUGAAGUUGUUCGAACAGAUGUACAAGAGCCAACAGAACCAGAACAACAACGGUGGUGCUGACAACGGAUCUAAGGGUAAGGACUCAGAGUCUAAAUGA
This is a messenger RNA of Brettanomyces bruxellensis, 1962 nucleotides long. Its product is annotated as Hsp70 ATPase ssc1. Gene Ontology annotation, cellular component: mitochondrion; cytoplasm. Gene Ontology annotation, biological process: cellular response to unfolded protein; protein refolding. The transcript has a single exon. The record is from RefSeq and is a predicted model, not a curated record. Bases 1 to 1962 code for a protein of 653 amino acids. Gene Ontology annotation, molecular function: misfolded protein binding; heat shock protein binding; ATP binding. Lineage: Eukaryota; Fungi; Ascomycota; Pichiomycetes; Pichiales; Pichiaceae.